Onthophagus taurus is the source of this 2510-nucleotide messenger RNA. RefSeq names its product protein KRI1 homolog. Gene Ontology annotation, biological process: endonucleolytic cleavage in ITS1 to separate SSU-rRNA from 5.8S rRNA and LSU-rRNA from tricistronic rRNA transcript (SSU-rRNA, 5.8S rRNA, LSU-rRNA). The record is from RefSeq and is a predicted model, not a curated record. Lineage: Eukaryota; Metazoa; Arthropoda; Insecta; Coleoptera; Scarabaeidae. Gene Ontology annotation, cellular component: nucleolus; 90S preribosome.
UAAUUAAAGUUGGCAACAAUUGACAUUAUCUGUCAAACACGUGUUUUAUAGGUUAUGUUUUAUUUGGCCGUCAAAAAUUAAAGAUGUCUCAAAUUUUUGAUGAUUCUGACGCUUCUGACGACGAUAAAGGCUUUAAAGUUAAUAAUGAAUACGCUAAAAAUUAUAAUAAUUGGAGACAAAAAGAGGAAUUAAAUAAACUAAAGACGAAAUAUGGAGAAUCUGCUUUAGAAUUAUCAGAUGAAGAAAAUUCAAGCAGUUCAGAUGAAGAUGAAGAUGGUGCAUUAUUAACAGAAGAAUUUGAGAAAGAUUUUUAUGCAACAUUGGCGAGCUUAAAAAAGAAAGAUCCAAAAAUAUAUGAUGGAAAUAUAAAGUUUUUCAAAGAAUUACCAGAAGGGUCUAAACCUAAAUUUAAAAAAGCUAAAGAUGAACCAAUGUUUAUUAAAGAUUAUGAACGUAAAUUGUUAUUAGAGAAAGGUGGGAAUUUAAGUGAUGAUGAAGAUGAAAAUGCAAAAAACAGAAAAUCACCAACUUACAUAGAAGAACAAAAAAAAUUAAUUGAUGAUUUAAAGAAGGGUCUUAAAAAUGUAGAUGAAGAUGAUGAUGAUACUUUUAAGGUGCGAGAUAAAACUAAAGAUGAACUACAAAAAGAAGAUGAAGAUUAUAAACAGUGGCUUUUGGGUCAAAAAGAAGAAAUUGAUGAUCAAGAAACGCAAACAAAUUUAAAACCAUUAAAAGAUUUUUGGUCCGAUCCUAAAUUAGAUAAAAACGAAAAAUUUCUUAGAGAUUACAUUUUAAAUAAAAGAUUUUUAGAAACCGACGAUAAAAACUACAUACCGAGUUACGAAGAAAUUAUCCAUGAUUCCGAUGAAGGUUUAUCAGAGGAUGAAAAAGAAGUUGAUCGUCAAGACGAAUUCGAACAUAAAUAUAAUUAUAGAUUCGAAGAACCUGAUGAUGAAUUCAUCAAAAGGUAUCCUCGAACAAUGGAGAAUUCAGUCCGUAAAAAGGAUGACAAAAGAAAAGUUAAAAGAGCUGAGGUGAAAGAGAGAAAACAGAAAGAAAAACAACAAAAAAUGGAAGAUAUACGUAAAUUAAAAGAGUUAAAAAGGAAAGAAAUCGAAGAAAAAAUACAACAAUUAAAAGAAAUCACUGGAAAUACUGAUAUUGAUUUUAACGAUGAUGAUAUUGAUGGGGAUUUUGAUCCAGAGGCGCAUGAUAAAAGGAUGCACAAUCUUUUUAAUGAUGAAUUUUAUCAAGGUGAAGAAGGUGAGGAAAAACCUAAAUUUCCUGAACUUGAUGAAGAAUUGGAAAUUGAAAAUUGGGAUCAUUAUGAAGAAGAAAUUGGAGAUGAGGAAAAUAAUGGUCCACAUUGUGAAGAUGAUGAUUUCAUUAUGGAUUGUGAUUAUGACCCAAACGCAUCAAAAGAUCCAAAUGAAACUAAAGGAAAGAAAAAGCGUAAAAGAAAAUCAAAAUUCGCUAAAGUUGUUCAGGAAAAGAAACCGGUUUUUGAUCCGAAUGAUAAAACUUAUGAAGAAUAUCUCGAUGAAUAUUAUAAAUUGGAUUGUGAAGAUAUUAUUGGGGAUAUUCCUUGUCGAUUUAAAUAUAAAAAGGUUGUACCAAAUAGUUUUGGGCUUAGUAUAGAGGAGAUUUUAAUGGCAAAAGAUCGUGAAUUAAACAGAUGGUGUUCAUUAAAAAAAGCGGUACAAAUUCGUCCGGAUCAUGUUGAAAAAUAUGAUGUUAUUGCUUAUAAUAAAAAAGCAAGUAAUGAAGGUUUAAAACAAAAAAUUUUAUCUAGUUUGUAUCAAAAUGAAGAUAAUAGUGCAUCAGACCCAACCACAUCGUUGGCUAAAAAUAAUAAAAAGGACUCCAAAUUGAAUAAGAAAGAGGUUAAGAAUGCUAAUGUAAAUUAUGCUGAAAUAGUUGAGGAAUUAAAUAAAAUAAAUACUGAAGAACAAAAAGAGGAUGGGAAAAUUAUUGGAAACUCUCUAAAAAAAGAGCAAAAGAAAAAAAAGAAAGGUGGGAAAAAUAAAACAAAACGAGAUGAUCAAGAAAAAAAUUUAGUUGAUGCAGAAUUAAAUGUAUCUCUUAAUAGAGAAGUGAAACAAGUAGAAGAAAAUGAAAUUGUGAAGAAAGUAAAUGAAAAGAAAAUAAUUGAUCAAAAUAAAGUAAUAGAGGAAGAGAAAAAUGUACAAAAAAGUAAAGGUAAAAAGAAGAAGAGUAAAGACACGAAAACGGAAAGUAAUCAAAAUGAGGAAGUGGAAAACAAUAAAAAGAAAGGUAAAAGAAAAUAUUCCGAAACAGAUAUGAGUAAAGUUACAAAGAAUAAAGGGGCGAAAAAAAUAAAGAACGCUAAACCUGAUGGAUUUGACAUUUCAGAUUCUCGAUUGUUAGCCUUUGGUAUAAAACCAAAGAAAUUUAAGAAUAAGCUUAAAUAUGGUAAAAAGUAAUAGAAACAUGUUAAGUGUAAAAAUGUUAUUGUUCAUACAAUAAAAAUUUUAAUUAAUUCCGUUUAA